GUAAUUGCUUCGUAUUAUAGAUCACAGUCGGUCACAGUCCGCUCCGGUGCUCAGUGUCGGGACCCUGCUGGAGCAUACACUUUAGGGAGUGUCUAGGGGCCCGGGAAUACCUCAGCUGAAGGUCGGGGAUAAGGAAGAAAGUGAGGACUUUGAGAAAGGAGGCCCAGCCCUCAGGGGCGGAGACGGGCGGGCCGGGGAGGGCCGGCUAGUGGCUCAGCCCAGGCGGGCGGGGCGCUCGCUCGCACCUGCUCUGUGGCGGCGGCACUCGGACGGCUAGUGGCCAGCGGACGGCUCGGAGGCGCUCAGCGCAGGUGUCCUGGAAUCCUGAUGGCAAACUUCAAGGGCCAUGCUCUCCCAGGGAGUUUCUUCUUGAUAGUUGGACUGUGGUGGUCAGUGAAGUACCCGUUUAAGUACUUUCAUCAAAAGAGAAAAAGGAGCCAAUAUUAUCAGCGUCUUGAGAUCACUGAAGCUGCCAUCAGAACUUUAUUUUCAAUCAUUGGGAUUCUGGCAGAGCAGUUUGUUCCGGAUGGGCCCCACGUCCACCUGUACUCUGAAAACCACUGGAUAAAGUUAAUGAACUGGCAGCACAGCACCAUGUAUCUAUUCUUUGCAAUCUCGGGAGCCAUUGAUAUGCUCACCUAUCUUAACACCCACGUUCCCUUGGGGAUCGACAGAUUGGUUAUGGCUGUGGCAACAUUCAAUGAAGGUUUUCUCUUCUAUCACCAUGUUCAUAACCGACCACCACUGGACCAGUACAUCCACUCACUGCUGCUGUGUGCUGUAUUUGGAGGGGCUCUCAGUAUAUUCUUAGAGGUGAUUCUUCGGGACAACAUUGUGCUGGAACUUUUCCGAACCAGUCUCACUAUUCUUCAAGGCACCUGGUUCUGGCAGAUUGGGUUUGUGCUGUUCCCACCCUUUGGAGCACCCAAAUGGGACCAGAAAGAUGACUCAAACAUCAUGUUUAUCACCAUGUGCUUCUGCUGGCACUACUUGGCCGCCCUCUGUAUUACAGCUGUCAAUUACUCUCUCGUUUGCUGCCUUUUGACUCGGUUAAAGAGGCAUGGAGGAGAGAUCAUUGAGAUUCAGAAGCUAAAAUCAGAUCGCAAGUACCAGGAGGCCCUCUUGGGUGGCUCAGAUGAAGAAUGAAAGGCCAUCAGUCAUCAAUGGGGGGGUGGCUAUAUCCCUUUGAGCACAAACAGCUAGUGUUUAAAGGUGUAGCUCAUCUCUAUUUUAAUGCUGGCUUUAAUCUGCUCUUAAAGUUCUAUGUAUUUGCACCUUUUCAUUUAAUUGACUAGUCUGUGUUGGUAUGGUAUCCUUCAUAAAGAAAACCAAAGCAAGCCUUUAUUUGUGUCUCAGAGUGAAAAGAAAUCAGACUCCGAUAGUUUCAGAACAGGAAGUGGCCUCAUGGAUGAAUCCAGGAUAUGAAUCCGGCAGAACUUACUGCUUCUGAUAACGUUAUCUUUUUCCUCACGAAAGCAGGUACUUUCUUAUCAGAAAGUGAAUGACAGUGCCUUAUUUUAGAAAAGUAAAAAAGUAAUGAUUUAUUUACAAGCUUUGGUAUUUGAAAUGUUGUUAAACAUCUCCUAACUAAUAAUAUUCCAGAGUACUGUUGAUAAGUGACGAAGUUAGGCCAAGGGUGAUUUUUUAUUUAAUCAAGAAGCUAGUUAGUGGCCCAGCAGAGAGCUGGAACUCAGAUGUUCUGACUCUUCAAAAGUACCCUCAUAAGAGGAUGCUGACAGGAAAUCUGUAUGAUGAGGUAGAGAAAAAAUGUCAGGUUAUGGAAGGCCUUGAAUUUUAAAUACAGCUGAAAGCAAAGGGUAAGAAUCCUGCAAAGAAUAUGAAUCUUGAACUAGCAAUGUAAAUCUUGAUACUCUAGUCUUGGUUCUGAAUGUGUUCUUUUUUAAACCUCCUUCAACAAAUAUUUAUUAAACAUCUGCUUUGCACCAGCA
Molecule: messenger RNA, 1949 nt
Organism: Pteropus alecto (black flying fox)
Lineage: Eukaryota; Metazoa; Chordata; Mammalia; Chiroptera; Pteropodidae
Gene: TMEM45B
Product: transmembrane protein 45B
Exons: 6
Coding region: 328-1146 (272 amino acids)
Source: RefSeq, a predicted model, not a curated record